AUGGAGAGACAAUACGCUCAAAACCAGCGCGAAGCAUUGGGUGCAGUUUGGGCGGCAGAACAUUUCUCUUACUUUCUUCUUGGAAGACAUUUUACUUUGCGCACCGACGCCCAAGGUGUAACGUUCAUUCUGAACCGAUCAAGAGAGGAUUCAAAGCGAGCCCUAACUCGCGCUGAUGGCUGGGCGCUUCGAUUAAGCCCCUAUAAUUAUAAUGUCGAGCACUUACGAGGUCGCGAGAAUAUAGCCGACAGUUCAUCAAGAUUAUACUGUGGCACCGACGAUCCCUUUGAGGAAGACAUAAGUCCUUGGGAAAUCGCUUGUUUGGAGUCAAAUGCAAUGGAAUUUCUAAACGAGGAGGUUAUCAAAAACGAAACGCAAUACGAUGAAACUCUUCAGCAAGUAACGCAAGCUUUAAAAACAGGAGAAUGGUCAACUGAUUUACAAAAGUACAAUGCGGUGGAAAACGACUUAACCUUCCGGAAUAGAAUAAUAAUAAAAACUGGAUGUGCUGUUAUACCGGAAAAACUUCGUAAAAAGGCCCUACAGGCAGCACACGAAGGUCACACAUCAACAGCUAAAAUGGAAAGCAUCAUUAGGCAACGUGUCUGGUGGCCAGGCCUUUCUAAAGAUGUACAAAAUUGGGUGGAAUCCUGUAAAACUUGCGCCAUCAACGGAAAACCCGAAAAAACUACACCAAUGGAACGAGCUUUUGUGCCACACGCUGUUUGGGAAAAGAUAGCUCUGGACUUCAAUGGCUCUUACAUUAGAUUCGGCGGUAUUUCUAUUCUUGUCAUCGUAGAUUACAGAUCUAGAUAUCUAAUAACAAAGCCGGUAAAGUCAACCACUUUCGAAAUAACAAAAAAGGUCCUUGAAGAGAUUUUCGAAAAAGAGGGCAAUCCGAAGAUCAUAAAAUCAGACAAUGGCCCCCACUUUAGCGGGGAUGAACACAAGCAAUACUGCGCUCAGCGAGGAAUAACUGCCGUUUUCUCAACACCGUUGUUCCCACAGCAGAAUGGGUUAGUCUAG
This is a messenger RNA of Wyeomyia smithii (pitcher-plant mosquito), 1026 nucleotides long. RefSeq lists its product as uncharacterized. The coding region runs from base 1 to 1026 and encodes 341 amino acids. Gene Ontology annotation, molecular function: nucleic acid binding. The record is from RefSeq and is a predicted model, not a curated record. NCBI's taxonomy places the organism in Eukaryota, Metazoa, Arthropoda, Insecta, Diptera, Culicidae. The transcript is spliced from 2 exons. Gene Ontology annotation, biological process: DNA integration.